GAGCGGGGUGGGGGCGCCCUCUCCCUUCACAGCCGCCGCCGUCGCAGCCCGGAGCGGACACCGUGCAGGUGGGGUCCGUGUGCGGCCCCUGGGCUUCGAGCGGCACCGCGGCCUGGGGCCUGGCAGUAAUAGGUAAAGCAAGAUGCAGACGACUUCUUUGGCUCUCCUCAGCUCUCCGGCUCUGUUCCGGUGCUGCUCCAGGGCUCUGGCCAGGCCCGUUUCAGUGUCUGUGUUCAGCAGGCCUGAGGCUCAGGCUGUACAGCCAGCUGGUGUGUCCUAUCCACAGCUGACCCGCCGUGAGUUCCAAACUAGUGCAGUUUCCCGGGAUAUUGACACUGCUGCUAAAUUCAUCGGUGCUGGUGCUGCCACAGUUGGGGUGGCUGGUUCAGGAGCAGGUAUUGGGACAGUGUUUGGCAGCUUGAUCAUUGGCUAUGCCAGGAAUCCAUCUCUCAAGCAGCAGCUUUUCUCCUAUGCCAUCCUGGGCUUUGCCCUGUCUGAGGCCAUGGGUCUCUUCUGUUUGAUGGUGGCAUUCCUUAUCCUCUUUGCCAUGUGACAACUUCUGGCGUGGCUGCAGUUUCCAUCACUUUGUCCUCGGCGGUUUGAGUCUGCUUUCAUCAGAGCGUUCCAGACUGACAAUUAAAGAAAAGAUUUCUCUAAAUAAA
Messenger RNA from Meleagris gallopavo (turkey), 662 nucleotides. RefSeq names its product ATP synthase membrane subunit c locus 1 (gene ATP5MC1). NCBI's taxonomy places the organism in Eukaryota, Metazoa, Chordata, Aves, Galliformes, Phasianidae. Gene Ontology annotation, molecular function: proton transmembrane transporter activity. The record is from RefSeq and is a predicted model, not a curated record. Gene Ontology annotation, biological process: proton motive force-driven ATP synthesis; proton transmembrane transport.